Molecule: messenger RNA, 2952 nt
Organism: Oryzias latipes (Japanese medaka)
Lineage: Eukaryota; Metazoa; Chordata; Actinopteri; Beloniformes; Adrianichthyidae
Gene: rhot2
Product: ras homolog family member T2
Biological process (GO): mitochondrion organization
Cellular component (GO): mitochondrial outer membrane
Molecular function (GO): GTPase activity; calcium ion binding; GTP binding
Source: RefSeq, a predicted model, not a curated record
GUCUUUUCGCGGCUUUGGCACGAACCGGAAUAACAUGGUUAUCACCUUGGCUGCAGAUCUGCUAGGAGGCACGCUACUGCAUUUGUCUGGGAAUUUGACAUUCAAAUGAGAGAUAUUUGUCUCAGUAGCGGUGUGGCGCGCGCGACUCUUCAGAGAGGGAAGAAACAUGAAACAAGACGUGAGGAUACUGUUGUUGGGGGAACCCAAAGUGGGGAAAACGUCUCUCAUCAUGUCUCUGGUUGGAGAAGAGUUCCCAGAAGAGGUCCCUCCCAGAGCUGAGGAGAUCACCAUUCCUGCAGACGUGACUCCAGAGCGGGUUCCCACGCACAUAGUGGACUACUCAGAAAAAGAACAGACCGACGAAAAGCUUCGAGAUGAAAUCGUCAAGGCUAAUGUGGUUUGUGUUGUGUACGAUGUCACAAACGAGGAUACGAUUGACAAGAUCAAAACCAAAUGGAUCCCUUUAGUAAAUGGAGAUGCAGAGAAAGGGAACAAGAUUCCCAUCAUCCUCGUGGGAAAUAAGUCUGAUCUUCGCAGCGGGAGUUCAAUGGAAACCAUCCUUCCCAUCAUGAACCAGUUCUCUGAGAUCGAGACGUGCGUUGAGUGCUCGGCAAAGAACCUAAAAAACAUCUCAGAGUUGUUCUACUACGCCCAGAAGGCAGUUCUUCACCCCACUGCUCCUCUUUAUGACCCUGAGGACAAACAGUUAAAACCAGCAUGUGUUAGAGCCCUAAGCAGAAUCUUCUACAUUUCUGACAAGGAUAAUGACCGAAUCCUCAGUGAUGCUGAACUUAACUCCUUUCAGAAAUCUUGUUUUGGGAAUCCUCUGGCGCCUCAGGCCUUAGAAGAUGUGAAGACUGUAGUUUGGAAGAACACCAGUGAUGGAGUCCAGGACAACGGCUUGACCCUAAAUGGUUUCUUGUUUCUUAAUACAUUAUUUAUCCAAAGAGGUCGACAUGAAACCACAUGGACUAUCCUCAGGAAGUUUGGUUACGACGAUAACCUUGAGAUGACUGACGAUUACCUUUACCCCGAACUGCGAGUUCCUGUCGGCUGCACAACAGAACUCAAUCACUACGGUCACCAGUUCCUUCAGCGGCUGUUCGAAAAAUACGACGAAGAUAAGGACUCUGCUCUGUCCCAGAUGGAGCUGAAGAACCUCUUCUGUGUUUGUCCUUACAUGCCUUGGGGUCCAGAUGUCUACAUGACUGUGCCGACCACAGACAAGGGCUACAUAUCUAACCACGGCUACCACUGUCAAUGGAUGCUUUCUGCGUACCUUGACAUCCACCGUUGUUUGGAGCACUUAGGAUACCUAGGCUACCCUAUCCUGACGGAGCAGGAGUCCCAGACUGCUGCCGUCACAGUCACAAGAGCAAAAGAGUUGGAUUUGGAGAAACGCCAAACCCAGAGGACGGUGUUUCUCUGCAAGGUGAUCGGACCACGAGGAACGGGCAAAACGGUCUUCCUCCAGUCGUUUGUGGGCCGCAAUGUCCUGACUAAAGGAAAUCCCAGCAGUGCCUUCUCACCCUAUGUAAUAAAUCUAGUCCAAGUUGGCAAUCAGGAGAUUUACCUCAUCCUCAAUGAGGUAGACGUGGAGACGGAAUUCCUGAAGGCGUCGGAUGCUUCCUGUGACGUUGCGUGUCUCAUGUAUGACGCCAGUGACCCUCAUUCUUUUGACUAUUGUGCCAGUAUAUACAAGCAACAUUACAUGGACAGCAACAUUCCCUGUGUGCUGGUUGCCUCCAAGGUGGAUCUUCCGGAGGUGAAGCAGUUCCAUGGCAUGACUCCUGCAGAGUUCUGCUAUAAACACCGACUGCCUCCACCGCUGCCGUUCUCCAGCUUGUUACUUGACUCCACCAGCAAGAACAUCUACAACCGGCUUGCCUGCGCAGCGAUGUAUCCACAUCUUAAUGGUUCCGACAUGAGCAGUACCUCCUUCUGGCUGCGGGUGGCGCUGGGCUCUGCCGUGGUCGCUGUCCUGGGUUUUGCUGUCUACAGAGCUGUCGCCAGGCUGAAAUGACCGGGACCUCCCAGCUUUUAUUUUUAUCCUCAUACUCCACCCAUCCAGACCAAAUCUUUACCUGGACAUUUCCAACAUCAGCUGACUUUCCAAGGAAAAUAUCGGAAAUUCUUUCUGACUUAAGUGUUGCGAUCCCCAACGCUUUUCAAAAGCAGUUGAAGGCAGAUGGUCAGAAAAUUCUCCAUGCUGCUAUGCCCCGCUUUUCUGCCUUAACUCGUCUAACCAGACUGAAGAGAAACACGGUCUCUCUGGGUUAAAACACACAGAAAUAAUUCUGCUAGUGUCCAGAAAGGUGCGUCAAUAAUAGGAUGACUUUCAGUAUAACUCUAUUUAGGCAGAAAUACCAAGAUUUAGAUUUCCAAUACAGUGUUUAGUGGGAAAAAAUGCCAAAAUAAAUCAAACCAAAAUGGAAGAAUUGAAGUAUAUUUUAGCAAAGACCAUGUUUAAGUGCUCAAACUUAAAAACAACAUAAAAAAAUAAAGAAUAUUUAUCUGAUUGCCAAAUCAUAUGCAGAAAUGUGAAGUUGAAGCAUGUUUUGCAACAGCUGCUAAACUUCAUCUCAACAGGUUUUGCAUCGAGAUGCUGGAAAAUAGUAUUUUUGCAUGAAAAGAACUAGUGACAGAUGAACGUCAGUGUCUCUUUUUAAAAAGCCAAGGAAACUUUGUAGUCUUGAGGUUCUUUUUCUGUCCCGAGUUCACAUGAUGGUAAUCUGUAAUCCUGUUGCCGUACAUUUGACACACCGUGUUACUCAAUCCGCCGUUUGUAUCUUUCUCCACAGAAAUGCGGUGUUGCUUUCUGAAGCUGGAGGCCUCAUGUUUGUGUAAAAAGAAAUUCUCUGUGAGACCUUUUAAAAACUUUUCUCAAUGAAAGUGACCAGAUGCUUAAUAAAAGACUACACCAGAGCAAAAUAAAAUGAAUUCUAUGAUUUA